UUCUGCCCCUCGCCCAUGGCGUCGCCCGCCGCCGCCGCGCCGGCCCCACCGAACCCUAACCCCGUCCCCGACGACCCGCCGCUGCCGCCGUCGCAGGAGGAGGAGGACGAGGAGACGCCGGAUGCGGAUACAUCAUCGCCGCCGCCGCCGCCGCCCGCCCCAACCACCUCGAUCGAGCCCACCCCGUCCGGCGACGAGGAGAGCGAGAGCGACGACUCCUCGUCCGUCUCGUCGGCAGCCUCCUCCGUCCCCGCAGCCUCCGGGGGCGCGGCCGAGAGGCCGUUCCCCGCGGCCAAGGACCUGCUCCACAUCUCCUUCAACCAGGACUACGGCUGCUUCGCGGCGGGCACCAAGUCGGGCUUCCGCAUCUACAACUGCGACCCCUUCCGCGAGAUCUUCCGCCGCGACCUCGCCGCCGAGGGGGACGGCAGCGGGGGAGGGGGCAUCGGCGUCGUCGAAAUGCUCUUCCGCUGCAACAUACUUGCGCUCGUCGGCGGCGGCGAUAACCCCCACUACCCGCCCAACAAGGUCAUGAUCUGGGACGACCACCAGAGCCGCUGCAUCGGGGAGCUCUCCUUCCGCUCCCCCGUCCGCGGCGUCCGCCUGCGCCGCGACCGCAUCAUAGUGGUCCUCGAGAACAAGAUUUUCGUGUACAACUUCGCCGACCUCAAGCUCGUGCACCAGAUUGAGACGGCGCCCAACCCCAAGGGCCUCUGCGCUGUGUCGCAGCAGCCUGGGUCGAUCGUGCUGGUUUGCCCUGGUGUGCAGAAGGGGCAGGUUAGGGUGGAACACUACGGGGCAAGGAAGACCAAGUUUAUCAAUGCACACACUUCCCGUGUUGCGUGCUUUGCGUUGUCGCAGGAUGGGAGGCUGAUUGCUACUGCUAGCACCAAGGGAACGCUAGUCAGAAUCUACAAUGCUGCCGAGGGCAAUCUUCUGCAGGAAGUAAGGAGAGGUGCUGACAGAGCAGAAAUAUAUAGCUUGGCUUUCUCAAAUAAUUUGCAGUAUUUGGCUGUAUCCAGUGAUAAAGGAACAAUUCAUGUGUUCAAUCUAAAGAUAAAUGUGGGAUCGACCGCAAAUGAUAAGCCUAUGCCUGCUCCAGAUCCUGAAGUUCCCCAUAUAAGUCCUCCACUUUCCUUCAUUAAGGGUGUGUUGCCGAAAUAUUUCCACUCUGAGUGGUCAGUUGCUCAAUUCAGACUCCAUGAGGGUGAGCAGUAUAUUGUUGCAUUUGGACACGAAAAGAAUACCGUGGCAGUUGUUGGUAUGGAUGGAAGCUUCUACAGAUGCCAGUUUGACCCCGUUAAUGGAGGAGAAAUGCUGCAGCUAGAGUGCUACAAUUUCCUAAAACCGUCGGAUCAACAGUAGCAACAUAAUCAUCAUCAAUUCAUCUCCCUUGUACCAGAGGAUUGUACAGUAUCUUUGUGCGCUCCCGUUCAUCCGAGAGCUAAGCGAAAGCUAAUAUUUUUAUUUGUAAAUAUAUCUUGUUGGUUCCAAAGUAUGCUCUGUGGAGGGUUAAAACACCCUUUUGCAGAUGAACAUGUCAGCAUGCAUCUUUAUUUUAUGAAUAAAAAGUAGCCUAACGAUGUUUCUAAUCAA
Setaria italica (foxtail millet) is the source of this 1596-nucleotide messenger RNA. Its product is annotated as autophagy-related protein 18a. Bases 16 to 1365 code for a protein of 449 amino acids. The record is from RefSeq and is a predicted model, not a curated record. The transcript has 4 exons. Gene Ontology annotation, cellular component: cytosol; phagophore assembly site membrane; extrinsic component of membrane. Gene Ontology annotation, biological process: nucleophagy; protein lipidation; autophagy of mitochondrion. Lineage: Eukaryota; Viridiplantae; Streptophyta; Magnoliopsida; Poales; Poaceae. Gene Ontology annotation, molecular function: phosphatidylinositol-3,5-bisphosphate binding; protein binding; phosphatidylinositol-3-phosphate binding.